AUGACAACUGAAGUUGGCUCAGAGACUGAAGUAAAGAAAGAUUCUGAGCAGCUGGGAACAGACAAAGCCAAGGAAAAGCCUGAAGAAGCAUUAAAAAAUCCAGAAAGGCAAAAGUCCGAGGAAACAUCCCCUGAAGAAGCUCAAGAUUCUUCCUCUGUCCCAGCACCAACCAGCCAAAGCAGUCCAAGCAGGCAGAAGAAGGAAAAAGCUUCAUCUGAAAGCAAGGGUAUUUCUCGUUUCCUUCCCCCCUGGCUUAAGAAACAAAAAUCGUACACCUUGGCAGAACCCAAAGAUGAGACCAAGAAAAGGACCCCCGCAGAAGAGAAAGUUGAAGAAAGUGAAUGCCAGACACCAGAGGGGGUGGCUCAGCCAGAAAAGAGCUUAGAAGAAGCAGCAGCUGAAAAUCAGCAUAAGGCUAGAGCAGACAAAGAAGAAGAACGCUCUGUUAGUAUUGCUGAAGCACAGCCUGUCAAAGAAGAUGGUAAAGAAACGAAAGCAGAGAAAGUUGCAGAGGAAAAGGAAGAAAAAAAAGAAGAAGAAGGAAAACGGGAGACAAAAGAAGUGCAGACAGCUGAAACUAAACCACAACACAUUCCUCAGAAGUCUCCCAAGAAAAUUAAAACUGUGCAGUGUAAAGUGAUGCUUCUGGAUGGCACGGAAUACAGCUGUGACCUAGAGAAAAGAGCAAAAGGCCAAGUGCUGUUUGAUAAAGUGUGUGAACAUCUCAAUUUACUGGAAAAGGACUAUUUUGGGCUGUUGUUUUAUGAGAAUUCAGACCAGAAGAACUGGCUGGAUUCUUCAAAGGAAAUUAAGAGACAAAUUCGAAGUUUACCCUGGAUAUUCACCUUUAAUGUCAAGUUUUAUCCCCCUGAUCCUUCACAGUUGACUGAAGACAUCACUAGAUAUUUCUUGUGCCUACAGCUCCGUCAGGACAUUGCUUCUGGCCGACUGCCGUGCUCGUUUGUGACUCACGCCCUCCUGGGCUCGUACACCCUGCAGGCUGAGCUGGGCGAUCAUGACCCGGAGGAGCACCGCAGUGACUACAUCAGCGAGUUCCAGUUUGCACCCAACCAAACUCCAGAAAUGGAGGAGAAGGUAGCUGAGCUACACAAAACACACAGGGGCUUGACUCCAGCACAGGCGGAUUCCCAGUUCCUAGAAAAUGCUAAGAGACUCUCCAUGUAUGGAGUGGAUUUACAUCAUGCCAAGGAUUCUGAAGGUGUGGAUAUCAUGUUGGGUGUAUGUGCUAAUGGACUGCUCAUUUACAAAGACAGACUUCGGAUCAACCGCUUCGCUUGGCCAAAAAUUCUCAAGAUUUCCUAUAAGCGAAGUAACUUCUACAUCAAAGUCAGGCCAGCAGAACUGGAACAGUUUGAGAGCACUAUUGGGUUCAAGCUGCCAAACCAUCGGGCUGCUAAAAGGUUAUGGAAGGUUUGUGUGGAGCACCAUACUUUCUUCAG
This is a messenger RNA of Merops nubicus (carmine bee-eater), 1460 nucleotides long. It is a transcript of the gene EPB41L2, whose product is annotated as erythrocyte membrane protein band 4.1-like 2. Gene Ontology annotation, molecular function: cytoskeletal protein binding. The annotation marks the transcript as partial. NCBI's taxonomy places the organism in Eukaryota, Metazoa, Chordata, Aves, Coraciiformes, Meropidae. Gene Ontology annotation, cellular component: plasma membrane; cytoskeleton. The transcript is spliced from 9 exons. The record is from RefSeq and is a predicted model, not a curated record.